UCACGGAGGGUUUGCUCCAGGGGAGAGGCAAAUGUUAGGAUUUGAGCAUUCUGGCCUUCCCUGUGAGGAGGAAAACCAACUGAGGCCCAGUCCAGGCAACAGAGCAAGAUCCUGUCAGAAGAAAAGAAGGAGAAGGAGGAAGAGUAGGAGGAGAAGGAGAAGAAGAGAAAGAAGAAGAAAUCAUCUGCUGGUUUCAGAUACUGACACUGUUGAGAAUUCGGAAAAUGAUAUUACAAUUCCUUCUUAAAAAUGAGCGCAACUCUCAGGAUAACCCCAGAGAUACUAACCCAGGAAUCUCCUCCAAAAGAGGAAGAAGCGUCUGACGCCUUCCGGAAACGAGCCUUGUGGGAAAUGUGGUCUUGGCGGGAUGCCCUACAGCCCGGAGGAGACCGGGAACUCUAAAUGGACAGUUACUUCCGCACACGCGCAGUAGGAAGGUAGCGAGCAUUCUGCAUUCAGAAGGGUGCCGCGUGAAGUCAGGGCAGGGGCUGCUCUUUUAGAGUCUGGACAACGCUGUAACCUGAUCCUAGGCUUAGAGCCAGAGCUGACAGGGAGGCAGUGAAAGGGUGGCAGGUAAAGGUCGCUGUGUAGGAGUCUGUGCGUCUAACUGCACCUUUCCUGGUUCUGACAGCACCAUUGGCCCUAUCGGAGCCUGUGACAGGAAAUUUUAAGCCACUUCAGGGGAUCCCGGAAGAAAGCAUUUCUAGAGAAACUGCUAUGCAUUUUCAGGGUAGUCUCACAGCAAUCAUCUGCAAUAAAUGCUAUCACCAUUUUGCAUAUGAAUAAACUGGAGCUGAAAGAGAUGAAAUUACUUGCCUAGACUCACACGUCUUAAUCUCUGUCCAAGAGCUGCAGAAAUGAUCAAUUUCCAGGAAUCAGUGACAUUCCAGGAUGUGGCUGUGGACUUCACCCUGGAGGAGUGGCAGCUGCUUGAUUGUGCUGAGAGAACCCUGUAUUGGGAUGUAAUGUUGGAGAACUAUAGAAACCUCAUCUCAGUGGGAUGUCCAGUUUCCAAAACAAAAGUGAUCUUCAGGGUGGAGCAAGGACAAGAGCCAUGGAUGGUAGAGGGAGGGAACUCAUGCUGGAGCCAUCCAGAAGCUGACUGCCCACUUGUUGAUGAACCAGAGAAGCAAGAGGAAAACAAAGACAAUUUUUUGACAUCAGUUUUGUUCACAUUCAAUAAAAUUCUGACUAUGGAGAGAAUCCACCGUUAUAACAUGAGCACAAGUCUUAAUCCUACAAGAAAAAAAUCAUAUAAACCACAUAGGAGGAGUGUGCAACCUAAUUUAGACUUUCUUAAUUAUAAGAGAAGUUAUUGUGGAAAAAACUCUUGUGAAUGCUGUGAAUGUGAGAAGGACUUCAAAAAGAAGUUUCAUUUCAUUAGACAUGAAACAAACCAUACAAGAAAAAGGCCUUUUGAAUGCAAUGACUGUGGGAAAGCCUAUAGUAGAAAGGGACACCUUGCUACUCAUCAGAAAAUUCAUAAUGGAGAGAGACCCUUUGUGUGCAGUGACUGUGGGAAAGCUUUCAUGCAUAAAGCUCAACUUGUGGUCCACCAGAGACUUCACACUGGAGAGAAACCUUAUGAAUGCAGUCAGUGUGGGAAAACAUUCACUUGGAGCUCCUCCUUUAAUCAACAUGUGAAAUCUCAUACACUUGAGAACUCAUUUGAAUGUAAGGAAUGUGGGAAAACCUUCAGGUAUAGUUCAUCCCUUUAUAAACAUUCUAGAUUUCAUACAGGAGAGAAACCCUACCGAUGUAUCAUAUGUGGCAAAGCCUUUGGCAACACAUCUGUGCUUGUUACACAUCAAAGAAUUCACACAGGAGAGAAACCUUAUGGAUGUAUUGAGUGUGGCAAAGCCUUCAUCAAGAAGUCUCAUCUCCUUAGACAUCAGAUAACACACACAGGAGAGAAGCCAUAUGAAUGUAACAAAUGUGGGAAAGCAUUUUCCCAGAAGUCAAAUCUUAUUGUACAUCAGAAAAUUCAUAUGUAAUAUUCCCUUUAUGAAUAUGAGAAGAACUUAAAUAUUAGGUAAAUAUUACGAGAUAGAGAAUUCAUGUCAAGGAGAAAUCCACAAUUUGAAUGAUUUUGAAAGGGUAGAUUCCCAUAAACAAUCAAGCCAAUCAUGUUUUAGAAGUGAUAAUAAACGUUUUACAGAAAAAAAUCACAGAAAACACUAAAUUACAAAUAAUAGAGCAUAGAGCUUGGAAAGAAAGCAUAAAUAAUCAAGGAACCACUAAAAACUACAUUUACCAUUCCUGACUUUAAAUUUUAUAAUAAAUAAUAUAGUUAUGCAAGUGUGAGUAUAAAGUACUUGCUUAUUCAUUUUAUUAAAUUAUACCUAUUAUGAGUUUCUGCAGUAAACAUUACCAUUUUUCCUUCUAAUCCUAACAAUAACAACAUAAUUAACCAAAUUAGAAAAUGUGGUUUAAUAUGUUCUAUGAAUUUCAGUAAUAUUUUCAUCCAUUUGCUGGCACUUUUAAUGGGCAUGGCAGUGUUACUGAAUCUGAGUCUCCUCCUUAAUUAUAGAAGUGAAGACUUCUUAUAAAAAUUCUUACAAAGAUGUUUUCCUUUAUAUGUAAACAACAAAACAAAAAAUUUAACAAGAUACUAAUUGAAGAGAAUAAAGCAAUUUUGUUCUGUAUUAUAAUAAGUAUUCAGUUGAGGAAAGGAAGUAUUUAAAUAUGUAACUAAAACAUUUGGACUUCAAAUAUUCCUGUUCUUUUUCAUUGGUAUAGCUAUGUAAGAUGUAAGCAUAGCUUAAGAGGUAUUUAAGUGGGGUAUCAUCUGUAUUUUAAUAAAGUUAGGGUGUCAUGAUA
Messenger RNA from Microcebus murinus (gray mouse lemur), 2820 nucleotides. RefSeq names its product zinc finger protein 684 (gene ZNF684). Gene Ontology annotation, biological process: regulation of DNA-templated transcription. Lineage: Eukaryota; Metazoa; Chordata; Mammalia; Primates; Cheirogaleidae. The record is from RefSeq and is a predicted model, not a curated record.